AGAGCAUUGGAACCCAUGACGAGGGGAGGAUACAGGCGUCUAUACCACAAAACAGGAGCCGUCUAUCGAGCUGAAGGUGGUGUGCCGCUCGCCCUCCCUCCUCGGUAUUUAAUUAAACUGCUCUCCGGUUGACCAUGAGUGCCGACAGUGAAGUGGUGCGUUCGUCCCUGGAGGAGCUGCUUCACCACCAUGCCCCGGCAGCAGACCCAAGCAGCAUAGAUGAGAUUGUGGUGAGCUAUGUGAGCGGCGUGCUGGAGGAGGUGGCUCUGGACCAGGAGGAGGUGGACGCGGCCGGCAUGAAGGAUGUGAUGGCAGCUUACGUACCAGAGUUUGAGACACUUUCCGAGGAAGCGGUGACGGCCUGGGUGGUGGGAAUGGUCCACUCCAUCAAUGAGCAGAGGGACAAAGGUAAGGCAGCUAAAGAUCUCACCUUGGACAACCUCAUCUCCACGUUCCCGGUGCAGACUCGUAAACACCUUAACUCACAGUCCCUCAGUGAGACCAGCGAGAGGUCACAGAAGCUCUCAGAGACCUCCAGUGGCUCAGAGGAACACAACAGUACCAGUGGAGAGGAGCAAGACGAGUAUUCGGAAGGUCUGGCCACCCUUCUGGAGAUGUUCCCCGGGACGUGCAAUCUCGAGGUGCAGCACUGCCUGGCCAGCUGUGGGGGGAACCUGGAGCAAGCCACCUCCCUCAUUCUGCAGCGCCAGGAGCAGGGCAUAGCCAUCAAACCCUCGCCAGCCUCAAAGUUGGUGACAGGGGCCAAGGGGAACAAGAGCCAGAUAGAUGACAAGGAAGUGAGGAGCUCCAUCCUGAACCGCUAUGGCUUUGUGGACCACGAUGAGGAUGUCCGAGAGCACAGACCAGUUGCCCCUAAAUGGGAGGGUAAGAAGAUGGUGCGCUACCGAGACAACAAGGUGGUGAGCAUCAAGGGGGAGCGCUACACGGAGAUCAAGAAGGAGGAGGCCACGGAGAUGAAGAAGACCUAUGUGCACCUCAAACCCGGCAAGCAGUACCGGUUCCACUGAUCCACAGGGAACAAACCUUACUUGGUCACUGCCGCCCAGCCCUUCAGAGUGGGAGGCGUGGCAGGCUGCGCGGGCCGGGGCGGUAAGGUUUGUCUCUGUCAAGGCUUUUGGAAUUGUCACAAAUGCGGGGUGUGUGGGGCGCGAGGGGGCCUCCUGCGGGGUCCGGGCAGGUCCACGGCCGCCUGGCUCCGCGUGGUGUGUUUUGCGGUGAGGAUUCUCUUCACUUUUCGGUGUUGUUUGUUAGUGUCGACUAGUGACUGUAUCGAUGUCUGUAACUUUCUUGUUUUGUUAAUGCUUACUAGAUACCAAAGAAUUAGGAGACCAUUUAUUAUAACAUUAUAUUGUAAGAACAACAGAGUGAGAAAAAAAAUAGAUCUCAAAAUACCACCAGUAAUAUUAAGUUUAUCGGUAGGAUCGCAACCAUCGGAUUUAGUAAAUUUUUAUACUGGUUCAGCAAAAUCUUUAACUGGUAAACUUCGCGUUAAGCUUAACGUCUUGUGGUGUGUCGCCGUGACGUAUAAACGAUUAAUAAGUGAAAUAUUUUCCACUUUGGGAAUAUUCAUUACGAAGCAUAAAAGUGCAUACAGUUUAUUACAUAAAGGUUUUGUAUUGUAAUACUGGACGUAUGUAAGCAAGAAGACAGCUGGUUAGUCUCCGUGGAACACUAGGUGACUUGUACUACUUGUCAAUCUCGAGGGGAAGUGAAAAUGAUUAAUGAUAAAAUUAUGUAUCAUAUGCAAUAUCUACUUGCCUGUUAUAAGAAAUUUUCUUCUCUUUAGAAUUAAUGGUUUUAACUGGGAAUUUUAUUUUCCCAUUGCCAUCAGCAUCCAUAAGCAUUUUGCAGCUACCAAUACUGGUGUUACCAUUCAGCAGAAUCUCAAAUUUAUUUACCAGAAUUAUUAUUUAUUGUUUCCAUAGUUAAGGCCCGCAGCUACUCUUGCUUUAUAUCUAUUGUUAAGUUAGAUUGCCUAUUUUUGCAUAAAGCUGAUUUUGUGGUACAUUAUUUCUAAUUCUAUUUAUUUUUAUUUUAUUUAAUUUUAAGAUUAAGCAGCAUCUUUUGUCAACGAUACCAAAUAGUUACAUGACAUGUUGCAAUAUAUGUAUAUACUCUGUUUUAUAAAAUUUUGUGACUCAGGCUUGAGCUAAGUUAGAGUAACAUUGAUCUGUGGUUGUGUUGUAAUACUCUACGAGGUGAGGCCGUCAGCUGGCCCCACGGACCUUGUUAACUUAUGGAUACUAGUGUUGGUAAACCUGUGCACAAACUUCUUAAUGCAUUACUAUUAAUGAACAAAUAUAUACCAGUAUGCAUAUGUAAUUUGUUACUACAUUGCUUUUCAAGAUACAGCUGCUGACCAAGAACAAAAUUUCACAUUCCACUGGCUGUUGGACAAAAGAGUAUUAGUGUGGAGUUUGGCUUCAUGUUAGUUAGUCUAGACUUCUGCAGUAUUACAAAGAGACUAAUGGACCCAUUUAAGUGUGGCUGGCCAUGAUCUUCCUCCCAGCGCCGCCGCCACCGUCACUCUGGAUGUUGUAACUCGGCGGCUUUGUCUGACAUCUAUGGUGAGGCAAACAAAUGUUGUAGACAAAUUUGUCUGAUAUUACUUUACUGUAGUUUAGGGCUAAAGCAAUUUUUGAAUGUUUAAAGCUGAUAGUUUAGGUGUUCAGCUAUGUGAUCUUAGUAGAUAGUUAUGUUUUUUGUUUCCUUCCUACACAUUUUUUUUUUAUUUGUGCAGCUAACCAUUUUCAUUCAUCUGACAAAAGCAUUUUUUCCAUAUCAUUUUUUCUUGUAGAAGUUUUCAUUGAAUGCUUGACAGUCUUAGAGGAGCCUACAUUUGCAAUGAAAGGCAGCUGUUUACAGUCAGUGGGUUAAAUCUUCAGCAUAAUUAUCACGUUUCUUAGUAUAAGUAAGAAAAUAUGCUAAGCAAGUGCUGAGCACUGGAGUGUGUUAUGGUUCCCUUUCCUCACUGCUUGGUGUGAGGGAGGGACUUGCUGAUGCAUGCUGUGAAGGCCCCGGUCCAUGUGCUUCGGUGAUCUUGUUAAAAUAUUGAAGGGGUCUCCUGAGACACUGUUGAGCAUUUACAUCUAACUUGUAAAAAUAGAUUAAAGUAUUAAGUACAUCUAGUCUAACAAAAAAACUGAGCAAUGGAAUAUUGGAAUGGUCUUGAUAUAGUGGCAGGGGCAUGCAGCAUGACUUUGGAGUUAGUAAGAAUUCGUUGCUACCUAACAAGAACCAGAAUCAUUUUAUUUGUGGCAGUGAAAUGUAGCUUUAGUACAUUGCAGUCAGAACAGUGCUGUAAUUUAUCCUUAUCCAUGACAAAAUUGCAGCUGGAGUCAUAGUGGCUGGAUGUGAGCCACAGGACGUGCCAUAGGAUGCCAAAUUUUCACCAUUUGCCAAAAUGUAAAUGUUGAGGAAGUGUUUACAACUUUUAACUACUUGAACUUUCUAAGGAUUAAGUUCUUUAAAAUGAGCAUGGUUUAAUUGUGAGGCAUACAUUUAUUAAAACUAGAAAUUUCUUGAA
Molecule: messenger RNA, 3547 nt
Organism: Eriocheir sinensis (Chinese mitten crab)
Lineage: Eukaryota; Metazoa; Arthropoda; Malacostraca; Decapoda; Varunidae
Product: CUE domain-containing protein 2-like
Exons: 7
Coding region: 135-1028 (297 amino acids)
Molecular function (GO): ubiquitin binding
Source: RefSeq, a predicted model, not a curated record